AUGAUGAUCAGAUGGGACUAUGCCCAUCCUGCCACACGAGAUACCACACGACGAUCGUUCUGCGAGCAGCAGCGACAGGCUGACUUGCACAUAGAUUGUAUCGCCACCCCCAACCCAGAUGCACUGAAGUUUGACGUGGGUCAUGAUGUAACGGGGAGCCUUCAGUCCUUGUCGAUCAGCCAUGGAGAUCUGCACAUGUUCCAACAAGACCAGCAUCUAGCCCACAUAGCAACCCAGUUGUUUGCCGUCAAAGGAGUGCGCACCCUUCUGUUCGGCCCAGACUUCAUCACGGUUGUCAAAGACCCCGAAACGGAAUGGGCGGAGACGGAAGAGCUGCUGAUGCAGAUCUUGCAGGAGGAGCUCAAUGCGGCCAGACAAGAUUGCCGUCCUCUAGCUAAAAUCUCUCAGGAGAGCAUCAACCAACUGAUAGCGAGCAAGUUUGAUCAGAGCCAAAUCCUGGAGCUCCUUGAGGAGAAGGUGGCGCCGCACGUCAGGGCCGACGGUGGAGAUGUACAGUUUCGGGGCUUCAAGGAUGGAGUUGUGUGGCUGUCGCUGGUUGGAGCCUGUACCUCUUGCUCGUCUUCUACCGUCACAGUCAGAUUCAUGAUCCGCAACCUUCUUAUGCACUACAUGGAUGAAGUACGCUGUCAGACAUGGAGGUUGGCUGGUAACAGAUAUGCAGGUGAAAGACGUAAAGGCGAUAGAGCAAGGUGA
Guillardia theta CCMP2712 is the source of this 714-nucleotide messenger RNA. RefSeq lists its product as hypothetical. Gene Ontology annotation, molecular function: iron ion binding; iron-sulfur cluster binding. Bases 1 to 714 code for a protein of 237 amino acids. NCBI's taxonomy places the organism in Eukaryota, Cryptophyceae, Pyrenomonadales, Geminigeraceae. The transcript is spliced from 6 exons. Gene Ontology annotation, biological process: iron-sulfur cluster assembly. The record is from RefSeq and is a predicted model, not a curated record.